GAUGCUGUUUUGAGCUCCCAGAUCGGGUGAAGGAAAUCCACAGCAGAAAGAAGAGUUCUUUGUACUGGAAUUCAUUAGGCAAGCAAAUGCUGUUGGAAUUGGUGAAAUCCACAUAGGAUAUGGUGUAUGCAACUUUGAUGUGAGUGGCAACAGUUUAAGCAUUGUGAAUAGAAAAGGUGUGCAGUCUGUGUUUGAGGUAAGCUGUUUGAGGAAAUAUGGAACAUGACAAGACUGGAUGCCAAGCUCCUCCGGAACGCCCUAUUUUGUGCGUUAACAACUGUGGCUUCUUUGGAAGUGCAGCUACUAUGAAUAUGUGUUCCAAGUGCCACAAGGAUAUGUUGUUGAAAGAGGAGCAGGCAAAGCUUGCUGCUUCUUCUAUUGGAAGUAUUGUGAAUGGUACAUCAGGCAGCAAUGGAAAUGAACCUGUUGUUAUUACUUCAAAUGUGGAUUUGCAACUGAAGUCUGUCGAACCAAAGACCUUUUCUGUGCAGCCAUCCUGUGCUUCAGGAUCAGGGGAGAGUGUUGAGGCAAAGCCAAAGGAAGGUCCGAACAGGUGCAAUUCUUGCAAAAAGAGGGUUGGUCUAACAGGCUUCAAAUGUCGCUGUGGUAACCUUUUCUGCGCAACUCAUCGCUAUUCAGACAAACAUGAGUGCCCCUUCGAUUAUCGUUCUGUUGCACGGGAUGCCAUAGCUCAAGCAAACCCGGUUGUUAAGGCAGAGAAGCAUGAUAAAAUCUGAAAGAUUGAGGGCACGAGUUGUACAUGCUGAAAUACGAUGCUGCAAGACUUACUCCGACUUGGCCUCAUGUCCUAUAUGUUGCGCUUUUCCAUUGUUGUACUGGGAAAAGCAUGACUGUAGGAUAUCUCUGCAUUAUGAAGAACUCUAUAUCUUUUGGUUGGUGAGAAUUUGUGUUGGCUCUCGUGCUUUUAAGGCUUGUUUCUGUGUUGGUUUGGAUUUGUAAUGUGUCAUUUAUAUCAAAUCCCUCUUUUAGUUCGUGUCAAAUGAUAUUUACAAUGGAAGAUACCCAUGUGCGACCUUGUGUUUAGAAUUUGAUUUGUAAAUUAUGAUUGUGGUUUUUAUGGCAAUUUAACUUUGGAUUCUGCA
Messenger RNA from Tripterygium wilfordii, 1103 nucleotides. RefSeq names its product zinc finger A20 and AN1 domain-containing stress-associated protein 8-like. Gene Ontology annotation, molecular function: zinc ion binding; DNA binding. The coding region runs from base 216 to 737 and encodes 173 amino acids. NCBI's taxonomy places the organism in Eukaryota, Viridiplantae, Streptophyta, Magnoliopsida, Celastrales, Celastraceae. The transcript has 3 exons. The record is from RefSeq and is a predicted model, not a curated record.